AAAGAGGUAUGUAUGUACCUAAUCAUCCCCAAACUCAUGAGAACUUCUCUUCUCCGACAAAUUCUUGUAAGCUGUGCUACAUACAACUAGGUACACCGCCUCAAUUUACGUGUACAAAUUCCAAUAGGAGCGUGAUUUGCAUGAACAAGGGAGUUCCCAACAAUUCUUUUCAUCUCUUCUUUUGAUCCGGGUCAAAACAUUUUCGACCCGUGGACCCGCUGUCAUCUCCGUAGGGAGACAGAGACCAAAAGACCGAGACAAAGAUGGCAUUGCCCGUGAACCGUUUAAAUGAAGAAAAGCGGUGAGGCACGAAACUCAGGCUCUUCAUUUUUGGAAAUGGCGAGUAACUUUUUUGGAUGAAUGAACUUUUGAAGGGUUGAGUUUCAGCGCCGAAUUUCGAAUUCACAUACUUAAUUGGCCAUGGAGUGAGACGAACAAGCGCGUGUCACAAUAAUGUGCGACAGAAAUACAUGCCGAGGUGGAGCGCCAAUAUCUGAAAAGGAACCUGGGAAAGCUGGAGUUUCAUGUAGCAUAAACUGGCACGAGGUCAUUGGUGAGUCAAGAGACUGCAAAAGGUGCACAUGUAAAAGAGACGCAUAGCGAUGGAUUGAUAUUGUCGAAGGCUGAUUGUCAUUCAAUGCCAGAACGCAUUUAUAUAUCACAUAUGCUUUCGCAAUUGUGAUUGUAAUUGUGUCGUACCACAUCAACAUUUGAUCUUCACCUAGGUAGCUUUUUCUUAUUCCAUUAUCACCGAUGCGGUAUACUUCACACGGGCUUCCAACCGAAUUUGUUAUCAUCAAUAAGAAUCUCUUUACAGCCUCAAAUUACCCCAUCGAGACAUAUCUCACACAUAGCGAUUCGUGGGCGACAUCGGAUCAAAUAAACUCCAAAAGUUACCGCAGGCCAAACGUGCUUUGCAGAUAACGGAGGCGUUUUUGUGCAGUAGCGGUCUAUCGAUUACAAUUUACAGCGAAUUGAACCCUCAAAUUUAUUUGGCUAGAUAGAGAGAGGCGGGAGACAUUUUUGUGCUCACCUGCAAGUGGCCACUGACAAGAAACAAUUGGACGAAAGGCUCGGACAGAGUCCCUAUCUCGAAUCUUUGGAUAGUGCGGAAUUUAUUGAACUCCAGGCACAAGGUUUCCACAUAAUCUUCUUCUUUUCUUGGGUCCAAUAUUUCUUGGAGCAAAAGAUAUAAUAGAAUAGAAUAGAUUCUCUCAAGUGUCAAUCUAUUUUCUAGUGCGAUCAACUGCUUUAUUUCAUCCUCGACAUAGACGAAGCUUGAACUGCAGUCAAAGCUACGCUAAGAUAGGACGAGAAGGAGAGUGGGGAUUGCAGCCAACCGAUGCGGAGCAGAAGCUUUAACCAGGAUUAAAAAGGGACAAGGGCUUUAUUGGUUGCUAGCGACAUCUAAUCUCAGUUACACCGAACAUUAUAAGUUGUUCUGGAUCAAUCUUCCACCGCUCCACCAGACGAUUUUAAUACCGGCUCAACAAACUUAACGGUGGAAGGAGACCUCGCGAUUCGUGGGCGUCACGUACCAUUGAUUGCCUCCAACUUGUCGAGUAGCCGUCUUGGCACAUACAGUUAGAGUGAAGCCAUUGGGGGAGAUUUGGAAUCGACUUAUUGGAGAACCAUUGGGGUAUUUCCCGUGGUUCUUCCAUGUAUGUCCAUACGGAGUACAGUAGUACAUCUUCUUGAGGUACCCACUGUACAAAACUGAGAGAUUAUUUUUGAGAUCCACUGGAACUCCGCUGCCAGGGGAUCUACAAAAGAUUUAGACAAUCGAGAAAGAAUAUUCGACACCAGGAGGUUGCAAAAUUGCAACCUUACGAGAGGGAUUGAAGACUAUCAGACCGCCAUAUGCUCCGAGCAAGCCCAUAAUCCAAGGACGUCAGGACUGGCACUUGCAUCAAAUCAUCAUCAUAAUUACGAUCCAACCUCGCUUGAAUCUUAAAUAUGCCUUCCAGAACCCACCGGAAUCUUACCCCCUUGACAACCAAUUGUUCCACUACCAAUUGGAACAAUAGGAGUCAAUCUAGUAUAAACUCUGAUGCUGCAGUUUUCUAUUCAGCGCGAGCGCACCCGACCCCAAUAGAGCUCGAACAACAAAUUCCACGAUUGUUCUCAUCGCAACCUCAUUCAUCCACCAUGUCUUCUCCGCAAGAAUUCCGCCGUACCAAGAUGAGCCGUCAAGACUCUGGUUUUGCAGAGAAUGUUGCCUCUAUACCUAGCCACGUGAAGACAUCAUCACGGCCCGGCUCAAAAUCAUCCUCUUAUCAUACACGGCCGUCAUUGAAUGCUUCCCGGAAAUCACAUUCACGUCCAAAAGACACCUCUGGCACCUCUUCCUCGGCCUCCAGCGCCACCAGCCGUUCAACUCCCAAACGUUCCUCAAAAUCUCAACGCGCAUCCCUCUCUCACUCUCGCCCCAGUCUCUCAUCUCGGCACCACCACAGCCAAACAUUAUCAUCGCAACCUCAAUAUCAGUUCUUCCACUUCCCAUCACUAUCCGAUGACCUAUCCCAAGAAACACCCAGCCCGGCGGCCAAUCCACCUCCGCCCCCACCAGCCACAAUCCAUUAUUGGACAUCAGACCAAACCCGAAGAUUAGAAUACGCAGCGAUUGACGCAGCAGGUAAAGGAAUCCGAGGAUUCAUAGCACGAUGCAUACCCGAUUGUUUCUUGCCAGUCGACAAGAGAGGAACCAGAUUUUGCGCAGAGAAUAUGCGAGGACGAGAUGAUGAUGCCGGAAGCGUGAGGAGAUAUCGAUUAGUCAUGGAAGAUGAGGAUGAAAAUGAGAUGAAAGGGGAAAAGAUGGAGGGAAAGGCAGAGCCGACCAAAACACACAGAAGACGAUGGAGUUCUUUUAUCAGACGUUGAUGCCAAUAUAGCGCUUUUUUGGAGUUAGAUGCUCUUGCGCGACGAGAGCAGAGAUACACGACGGCGUUCGAUGUUUCUUUCUUUCAUUUGCUUUCUUUUUUGAUACCCCCUUUCAGAUAUAAGCUUGAAAUUUAUGGUUUUGGCGGUAAUGCAAUUUUGUGGAUGUUGCACAUUGCACAUAUUGGAGUUGGGUUAAAGAUUAAAUUCAUGGGAUUUUGGUUGAUGGGGAAAUACACAAAGAGAAGAUGAGCUGCAUUUAUAUGCGUAGAUGCUGGAAGGAUGUGUUGUUAUUUGUGUCUGGGAGAGUAAAUGGAUUCACAAUUCGAGGAAGAUGGUUGGGAUAAUAGUAAUAACUAUGUCGGGAUGGGAAGAUAAAAUAUUGGUACUUACUCCCUGAGAGGAGAGAAUAGUAAUAUAUCGAACAUUCAAACAUGCAGAAUAU
Molecule: messenger RNA, 3322 nt
Organism: Sclerotinia trifoliorum
Lineage: Eukaryota; Fungi; Ascomycota; Leotiomycetes; Helotiales; Sclerotiniaceae
Source: the annotation of a GenBank genome assembly